AACUCCGAAUUUUCUCGAACUUUCUCCUCUCUCUCUCUCCCCCCUUGCCCCUCCAAUCUCUAUCUCCAUCUCCACCUCGGAGAGACGCCGCAGCAAGAUAUUUUCUCUCUCCUCCCACCAUCCCCUCUUUCUCUCUCUACCCUUUCAGCGCUUCGAUGCGGGCAUAAAGCUGGCCAGUCCCCUCCCCUUCUCUCUCCGUCGGCGGCCGAGGCGGGCGAUGUCGUGACGCCAUCCGAGACGAGGGCGGAGAGGAAGAAGAAGAAGAAGAAGAAAAGGGCGGCGAGCGAGCGGGCGAGCGAGACGAUUCGACUCGGCGUUCGUGCUUUGUUCCCGAAGCGUUUUCUUGGGUCGCUGCCGAGGGUGGGGGCGUUGCUGGGGGAGCGAUGGACAGGGGGGGAGCAUCCGGCGCCGGAUCUUGCUACUACGCCGUCCUCGGGAUUCGCAGGGACGCCUCCUCCUCCGACAUUAAGUCGGCUUACCGCAAGCUCGCCAUGAAAUGGCACCCGGACAAAUGGGCGGGGAACCCGCAGGUCGCCGGCGAGGCGAAGCGGCGGUUCCAGCAGAUUCAGGAGGCUUACUCUGUGCUGUCGGACCAGAGCAAGAGGUCGAUGUACGAUGCAGGGCUCUACGAUCCGCUCGAGGAGGAGGACGAGGACUUCUGCGACUUUAUGCAAGAGAUGAUCUCCAUGAUGAACAACAUCAAGGACGAGGGAGGCAAUAGCUUUGAGGACCUGCAGAGGAUGUUCCAGGAUAUGGUGGGUGGCAGUGGGGACGGCAGCGCCGGGUUCGACUACAUGCCCGAUCCGACGGUGGCCUCGAAGAAGCCACGCGUGAGCGCUUCGAAGGCAGGCUCGGCGAGGCGCAGCGGUUCCUCUCGCCAUUAGGUUAGCUCCCCCCUCCUCCCCCAGGGCACGCAAUGCACCAACUGAUCAAUGUAGCUCUAAAUCCUCUCCAAAACACCCGCCUCUAACUGUUAGCAUUGAAACAUUGAUUUAACGCCUUAAUCCCUGAUUAAAAAGACCUGAUUUUUGGUAGUGGCGGUGGUGGUGGUGGGGUUGUUCGGGUGGUUUAGGGCGGGCUCUUGUGGGGACCGGACAGUCGGGAUAUUUCGGUUUGAUUGUUAAGGAAAUGGUAAUGAAAUUUAUGUUCGGGCUUUUGUCU
Eucalyptus grandis is the source of this 1161-nucleotide messenger RNA. Its product is annotated as dnaJ homolog subfamily B member 6. The record is from RefSeq and is a predicted model, not a curated record. Bases 384 to 884 code for a protein of 166 amino acids. Lineage: Eukaryota; Viridiplantae; Streptophyta; Magnoliopsida; Myrtales; Myrtaceae. The transcript is spliced from 5 exons.